This is a messenger RNA of Microthlaspi erraticum, 240 nucleotides long. The record is from the annotation of a GenBank genome assembly. NCBI's taxonomy places the organism in Eukaryota, Viridiplantae, Streptophyta, Magnoliopsida, Brassicales, Brassicaceae.
AUGCAUCUAUGGCCAUCACUGAAACUUCGAAAUUCCUUCAAGGGCAAUAGCCAGAAGAGAUUUCAAAGGAUGAACAGCGGGAAACAAAGUCCAAGCAACCAGCAGAGACUCCUCAAAGAAUCUGGCCCCGAGAUUUCGUCUGGUGGGGUUUCUGUCGUCUGCAGAGAUCUUGCCAUGGUUCUCUCUUGCUGCUUCUGCUGUUUCUGCUGCGGAGCUUGUAUUGAUGAGGAACUGAAGUGA